AUCUCAAUUUUGGUUGGGCGAUGGAACCUAUGCGGCUUGCCUUGUCACAAUUUCGCGAACAACUGGGAGGGAGGGGAAAGUUAAUGUAACCCAACGCUAUAAAGACCUGAGAGUCCCUCAGGCCACAGCUCAGCAAUCUCGAUUCUCAAUUGCUCCGCCCAUUCUCUCCCUCUGCUAUUUAGUUCUUUUCUAUAAAAUUCCCAUCGCUCCUUUCUCUCCUCAUUUCCAUCUUCGAUCCCCUUUCUGAUUUAAUGGCGACCCUUCUUCAGGGUGUGGCUGUUGCUUCCGCUUUCUCUGCUUCAAGCUCACCUGACUCCAAGAAAUUUGGGCUCUUUUCUCCAAGAUCCCACUCAGGGAGGAAAUCUGGCAUUUUUGCAGUCAGAUCUGAUGCGAGUUUGAACCUCAAUGAGGGAGCUCGUAAGGCCGAACGCUUGAUUGCCAAUGCAGUUGCAACUAAAGGAGAUGGUUCUGCGGCUUCUACAUCAUCGAAACCUGGACAUGAACUUCUCCUUUUUGAAGCCUUACGUGAAGGUUUGGAAGAAGAAAUGGAAAGGGAUCCCACUGUAUGCGUCAUGGGUGAAGAUGUAGGUCACUAUGGAGGAUCUUACAAGGUGACUAAAGACCUGGCCAAAAAGUUUGGUGACUUGAGGGUUCUGGACACCCCUAUUGCUGAGAACUCCUUCACAGGGAUGGGUAUUGGGGCUGCCAUGACUGGUCUGAGGCCAGUUGUGGAGGGCAUGAACAUGGGAUUUCUUCUUCUGGCAUUUAACCAGAUUUCCAACAAUUGUGGCAUGCUCCAUUACACUUCCGGAGGUCAGUUCAAAAUACCAAUUGUUAUCCGUGGACCCGGUGGAGUUGGGCGUCAAUUAGGGGCGGAACACUCCCAGAGACUGGAGUCAUAUUUUCAGUCAAUCCCUGGAAUCCAGAUGGUGGCUUGCUCAACCCCUUACAAUGCCAAGGGUUUGAUGAAAGCUGCUAUUCGUAGCGAGAAUCCUGUGAUACUGUUUGAGCAUGUUCUGCUUUAUAACCUCAAGGAGAGAAUUCCAGAUGAAGAGUAUGUAUUGUCGCUUGAAGAAGCUGAGAUGGUCAGGCCAGGGGAGCAUCUAACCAUAUUGACCUAUUCCAGGAUGAGGUAUCAUGUAAUGCAAGCUGCCAAGACAUUGGUGAAUAAGGGGUAUGAUCCUGAAGUAAUUGAUAUCAGAUCUUUGAAACCAUUUGAUCUCUACACAAUAGGGAAUUCAAUCAAGAAGACACACCGUGUGCUAAUCGUGGAAGAGUGCAUGAGGACAGGUGGAAUUGGUGCUAGUUUGACCGCUGCCAUCAACGAAAAUUUCCAUGAUUAUUUGGAUGCUCCUGUUGUAUGUUUAUCCUCUCAGGAUGUGCCAACCCCAUAUGCUGGGACAUUGGAGGAAUGGACUGUCGUUCAACCUGCGCAGAUUGUGACAGCAGUUGAGAAGCUCUGCGAGUAAUUGCUACAAUUAUACGAGCAGAACCUUCAUUAUGGUUUUCUUCUCUUCUCCUUUUCUGAAACUGUUAGUUUAGCAUCGGAGUUUCAUUUAGUUCUGCAUCAUUGAUAUAUAGUGUGUAAGAACUUGGUAAGCACAAUAGUUUGUGAUUGCCUAUAAUUCUUGUUAUUUAUUUGAGUGCUUUUGCAUUCAAUUCAAAGAUUCACAUUCACAGGCAAGUGCGGGGCAAUGUUGAUCCAACAUAGUGAAAGUGACUGCACACUCAGACAGUUAUUUCA
Messenger RNA from Prosopis cineraria, 1744 nucleotides. RefSeq names its product pyruvate dehydrogenase E1 component subunit beta-3, chloroplastic-like. Lineage: Eukaryota; Viridiplantae; Streptophyta; Magnoliopsida; Fabales; Fabaceae. Gene Ontology annotation, biological process: pyruvate decarboxylation to acetyl-CoA. The transcript has 4 exons. The coding region runs from base 252 to 1469 and encodes 405 amino acids. Gene Ontology annotation, molecular function: pyruvate dehydrogenase (acetyl-transferring) activity. The record is from RefSeq and is a predicted model, not a curated record.